CCACUCACUUUUUAGGUCUUUACUUAAUUGUCAUGUCUGUAUUUGUUAUUUUCCUAUUAACAUGAACUGGACAGGGUAGGCUGCUAAGUUCAAAAUGGGAACCAUACAAAGGGUUAACCAGCAGAGAAUUACAAAUGAACUAUCAGGAAAGUUGAUUAUUAAUCCAGCAAGAGAGAAAAUAUCCUUCCAGUUAGCAAGAAUUAGUACCUGAAGAGCUGAUAAUAUUGUUCAGCCUGUCGGUGUGGAAUGGCAAAGUCAGAAGAAUGUCUUCCAAGCAGGCUACCUCUCCAUUUGCAUGUGCAGCUGAUGGAGAGGAAACAAUGACCCAGGACUUAGCAUCACGAGACAAGGAGGAGGGCAACAGUGAUCAGCAUGCGACCUCUCAUCUGCCUCUACAUAAUGUAAUGCACAACAAACCUCACUCUGAGGAGCUAUCAACUCUGGUCACAACCAUCCAACAAGAUGCUGAAUGGGAUGGGGUCAUCUCAGCCCAACACAGAAUGGAGUCAGAGAGUAAUAAGUUAUGUUCCCUAUAUUCCUUCCGAAAUACCUCUACCUCACCACACAAGCCCGACGAAGGAGGUCGUGACCGCAGUGAGCUAAUGACGGGUGUUAAUUUUGGAACGCCAGAACGCCGCAAAGGAAGCCUUGCUGAUGUGGUGGACACACUGAAGCAGAAGAAACUAGAAGAAAUGACCAGGACUGAGCAAGAGGAUUCAUCCUGCAUGGAAAAGCUACUUUCUAAAGACUGGAAGGAGAAGAUGGAAAAAUUAAACACAAGUGAUCUCCUUGGAGAAAUUAAAGGUACACCAGAAAGCCUGGCAGAAAAAGAGCGACAGCUCUCUACCAUGAUCACCCAGCUGAUCAGCUUACGGGAGCAGCUCCUGGCUGCCCACGAUGAGCAGAAAAAGCUGGCAGCUUCACAAAUUGAAAAACAACGGCAGCAAAUGGACCUUGCUCGCCAACAGCAAGAACAGAUUGCAAGACAACAGCAGCAACUUCUGCAACAGCAGCACAAAAUCAAUCUACUGCAGCAGCAAAUUCAGCAGGUUCAGGGUCACAUGCCUCCGCUCAUGAUCCCAAUUUUUCCACACGACCAGCGGACAUUGGCAGCGGCUGCUGCAGCCCAGCAGGGAUUCCUCUUCCCCCCAGGAAUAACUUACAAGCCAGGUGAGAACUACCCGGUGCAGUUCAUUCCUUCUACGAUGGCAGCUGCCGCUGCUUCUGGACUCAGCCCUCUGCAGCUCCAGCAACUGUAUGCAGCUCAGCUGGCUAGCAUGCAAGUUUCUCCUGGAGCCAAGAUGCCGUCUACUCCGCAGCCACCAAAUACGACAGGGGCGCUCUCACCCACUGGCAUGAAAAAUGAGAAGAGAGGGACCAGCCCGGUAACUCAAGUUAAGGAUGAAGCAGCCCAGCCGCUGAAUCUUUCAGCCCGACCCAAGACAGCUGAACCUGUCAAAUCCCCAACAUCUCCAACACAGAACCUCUUUCCAGCUAGUAAAAGCAGUCCAGUGACUGUGACAAGUAAGAGCGGCAUCCCCAGCCCCCUCGGUGGAACUCUGGGAAGAGCAACCUCUUUAGAUAUCCUUUCCAGUCUUAACUCACCUGCCCUAUUUGGGGACCAGGACACAGUAAUGAAAGCCAUUCAGGAGGCUCGAAAAAUGAGAGAGCAGAUCCAAAGGGAGCAGCAGCAGCAACAGCAGCCGCAUGGUGUUGAUGGAAAAUUGCCCUCCAUGAAUAACAUGGGUCUAAACAACUGCAGGAAUGAAAAGGAAAGAUCAAGGUUUGAAAAUUUAGGCCCACAAUUAACAGGGAAACCCAAUGAAGAUGGAAAACUGGGCCCUGGUGUCAUUGAUCUUACAAGGCCAGAAGAUGCAGAAGGAAGUAAAGCAAUGAAUGGCUCUGCAGCUAAACUACAGCAGUAUUAUUGUUGGCCAACAGGAGGUGCCACUGUGGCUGAAGCUCGGGUCUACAGGGAUUCGCGGGGCCGAGCCAGUAGUGAACCGCACAUCAAACGACCAAUGAAUGCUUUCAUGGUUUGGGCAAAGGACGAACGUCGAAAAAUUCUCCAAGCUUUCCCUGACAUGCACAACUCCAACAUUAGCAAAAUCCUAGGAUCUCGCUGGAAGUCCAUGUCGAAUCAAGAGAAACAACCUUACUAUGAAGAGCAGGCACGGCUAAGUAAAAUCCACCUAGAAAAGUACCCGAAUUACAAAUAUAAACCCCGACCAAAACGUACCUGCAUUGUCGAUGGAAAGAAAUUGCGUAUUGGUGAAUACAAACAACUGAUGAGGUCUCGAAGACAGGAGAUGAGGCAGUUUUUUACCGUAGGACAACAGCCUCAAAUUCCAAUCACCACAGGAACGGGUGUUGUCUACCCUGGUGCUAUUACCAUGGCAACUACCACGCCAUCACCUCAGAUGACAUCCGACUGCUCUAGCACCUCUGCCAGCCCUGAGCCCAGCAUCCCUGUCAUUCAGAGCACUUACGGUAUGAAGACGGACAGCGGAAGCCUUGCUGGAAAUGAAAUGAUAAAUGGAGAGGAUGAAAUAGAAAUGUACGAGGACUAUGAGGAUGAUCCCAAAUCAGACUAUAGCAGUGAAAAUGAAGCCCACGAGGCAGUCAGUGCCAACUGAGGAGUGUUCACAGAAUUAAAGUACUCAGACUCAUUUGAUUUUUUGGGGUUUUUUUUGAACAAAAAGUUCUUAAAGAGCCUGCAUGCAUGUGUGGCUCCUUCAGUUACAUCAGCAGAAUGGUCUUAAAUGUUUCUUAAAGUGUGAGACAGAUUGUUUCCCUAAUUUUUCAUGAACUUGGGUUUUUUGUUUUUGUUUUUUUUUAAUUUAGAUGAAGACAUAUAUUAAAUAUCAGACAUCAGGACUUGAAAACUUAUAUGAAUCAAUAGCUGUCUUACCAGUCUUACCUUUUGUCUUUUUCCUUUUGGAUGCUGAUAAAGGUUUAAGUUACUGUUUUAGAUGGGGGUUAUACAUUCUCACUCAGGUAUGCUGUGCCAGCCUACAGGUUGUGAAUGUGUUUUUAUUCUGGAUUAUUUUAGAAAACAAAAACUGCAGAUUUCAUAUUGUAAAACAGAACAAGUCCACAAGUGUGCACAUCUGUGCAUCAUAGCUCAUCUUUAAAAAAUAGUCUCUCAAUUCCAUUUUUUUUCCAUGUGUAUAGCUGAACUUCUGAUGUGCCAAACUUUUCAUAACUUUUGAAUCUUAACAUUUAAAAAAAAAAGUCUUAAAGGAGACACUGUAAAGUCUUAGACAAUCCUUUGGCAUCUUAAAAAAAUUAUAUAUGAAACGUAAUUUUUUUUUCCAGAAAAUGGUAAAGUACUCAGGAAUCUGGAGACAGGAUAUUCUUAAGUAGUGAACAUGGUUGCCAUAGUGCAUGUGCCCAAUUGCUUUUGCCUCUUGAUGUGCCAUUAGUGUGAAAUUUUAAGUAAGCACAAAAGAGCGAUCACCAGCUAUGGACAGGCCUGUCUUAGCAGUGUGAGGCCACCUCUGACUACAUUCUCUACCCCUUUGCUUUUAACCCUUGCAUUCAGUCUUAACACAUUUUUUCUUAAAUAAUUUAUUCAUUCCAGAAUGUCAAGGGUCCAAAUACUUAAUAUUUAUUUUUAAAAGUACUGUUGGUGGCAUUACACUUACAAUUGCUUAUUGAUGUUUUAAAGAGCCCUUUCUUUUUCCUCCCCUAAAAUACACAGGUAUAUGAAAAUCAAAGUGCACCUGCUACUAAAAUGAACAUGAAACUUAUGAAUGGGAAAUUCAGUUGUUUCCAUAACAAUGUACAUUCAGGGAGCACUUGGAAACACUCUGCUAUAUGCAAUGCAAAGUACAGUGAGUACUUCUAGAUGUACAUACAGUGCAAAUACUCCUAAAAAUUUCUGUUUAUAGUUAUAAACCUCUGUACUUAGAAUCUGCAGAUACGGACAGAUGAGAUGAUGUAAAGGUAGGAUUUUACCUAUCUGCCAUCAGGCAGAUGUAGAAUCCAAGCUGCAUAUAGAGUCUGCUGUGGUGAAUUUUUAGGGCCUGUACAAUCUUGCAGUGAGUCAAGGCUCCGUACAUUGCUGUUCCUGUUGUCACCUGAAGGAACUGCCUGCUCCCUUGAGUGUAUUUAUGCAGUGAUUUAUAUGUGAGACUCCAAGUGGGGGAGGGAAGGAGCCAGAUCUUGAUGAAUGUUUGUCAAGUGCUUUGGGAUCGCUGGAUGAAAGGUGCUAUAAAGACUAAAUUUUUUUUUCUAUUACUACUAUAAGAAUACAAUUGCUAGAGAAAAUUCUGGAAAAGAUAGCGAGAGAUUAAAAGAUUGAAAAUUUUAUUACUUUUCAGAGACAGAGAAGAAAUUGCCUUUAUGUUUUCCCCCUCUCACUCCACUCCUGUUAUUCACAAAUACAUCACUGUACGUAACUGGCGGAUGCAGCGGGCCUGACGAAGAGAAGUGCUGAGCCACCUCAGCUCCCUUAGCUUUUGUUUGGAAUUGGAUAUGCUCAGCACUCUGGUGGUAGAUUCAGACUCAGGCGGACAGGUAUGAGUGGGCCUAGUCCAGCCAGCUCCUCUCGAAGUCCAUGGGAAUCCUCCCAUGGAGCUAAAUGAGCUUUGUUUAGAGUCCAGACGAUGACAAAAGCGUAGUAUUAAUGCUGGUUCUCCUUGUGCUAUCACACUAUCUUGCGGACGCUCGUGUCAGGCGUAAGGACGAGUUGCUGUGUCAGGAGCUGCCGUUUUCCCCGUAGCCCCAGUAAUACCUAUUUGGGCGGAGAUAGCCAGUGUUGCCAUUGGAGGAAUCGCAUUUAAAUGUGCAGAAACAACCCCCAAGACAAAGGAGAUUGUUCAAUUUACAGGACAAUUUAUAAAGAUAAUGACAUAGAAACACAAUGGUCAAAUUUCUCUGACCAUUUUGUAAUUUGGAACAAAAUGCUAUAUUUUUAAUAUUUAUUUAAAUGUGUUCUUAGUCCCUACCUAGUAAGCAAUAAACUGGUCUAGCCAAGACUUUAAAGGCAUAUGCUAUGUCAUUAGCUGGUGAGCGCCCUCUUUAAGCUGGCUAAGGUACUGAUAGAAAGUGUUUUUUGUUCUUAUAAUUGCUUGGGGAUUUGAACUGUUUUUAAUAGGUUCAGCUCAGAUUGGGGGGAGGGUACCAUUAUUCCCUUGAAAAUGACUAUUUAUUAAUGUCUUACAUAAUUCUCCAGUUAGAAGUAUCUCUCCCUCUCCCCAUGCCACUUUCUUUCUCUCUUGCUCUCUUUUUUUCUGGUUUGUUGCAUAGGUAGAAUGCUGUAUUGCUAGCAUUGUAUUUUAUGUAAUUAUUUUUUGCACAAAGGCAAACAUUUAGAUUAGUUGGUUAAUUUUUUAAAAAUUUUAUGACCAUGCCAAAAUAAUAUUCUGCAGGCUUGUGGAGAACAAAGGACUGUUCUUUAGGACUGAAACUUGAUUUUGCUUGUAGUACAAAAAAACACACACUCACAGAUGUUGUUUCGUAAGUGUUAUAAGCACUGGAUAUAAAUGGUAUUUUUUAUCACUUCUGACUAAUGUGAAACUGUUGUACGAAAACUACAUGAACAAAAGUCAUCUGUUUCGACUCGUGUGGGCCUGCCUCACAGUUGCCGGAUUUGAGUCAUUUUUAUGUCUUGUUAUUUCAUUUAUUUAUGCAAAAUACACGUAUGUAUGAACACUUUGUUUUAGCUCCAGCCCUGCCUCAGUGCUGAUGCUCUGUACGUUAACGCCACAUUCUCGAAAAUGAUUGGCGCUUCAGGAAUCGCCAGCUGGUAAAAAUUGCAUUUACUGGCUGGGGGAGUGGGAGGAACAUAUUUGAGUCUGAUUGUGCAUAUGAGCAUUUUAUUCUAUUUAUUAGCCGACAUUGGCUCUAAAAUGUCAGUGGAAAUCAACGAAGGACAAUCAUAAGGAUAAAAAAACCAACAUUUUUUACUUACUUAAUCGGAGCUCAAAACAAAGUUUUUGAUGAAUUUACCAUCUCAUUUUAGAUUUUUUUUUAAAUUGUGUAAAUAUAACAUAGGAAAUAGAAUUUUAUUUUUUGUUCAUGGAUACUUAGUGAAGUAUAAGUUAUGUAUUUACUUUUGUUCUAUAUCAGUGUAUGUUGGUCCAUAUUAAAUGCUGACAAGUCACUGUA
Molecule: messenger RNA, 6114 nt
Organism: Struthio camelus australis
Lineage: Eukaryota; Metazoa; Chordata; Aves; Struthioniformes; Struthionidae
Gene: SOX6
Product: SRY-box transcription factor 6
Biological process (GO): central nervous system development; positive regulation of chondrocyte differentiation; regulation of transcription by RNA polymerase II
Cellular component (GO): nucleus
Molecular function (GO): DNA-binding transcription factor activity, RNA polymerase II-specific; RNA polymerase II cis-regulatory region sequence-specific DNA binding
Source: RefSeq, a predicted model, not a curated record